Molecule: messenger RNA, 715 nt
Organism: Myotis lucifugus (little brown bat)
Lineage: Eukaryota; Metazoa; Chordata; Mammalia; Chiroptera; Vespertilionidae
Gene: ATP6V1E2
Product: ATPase H+ transporting V1 subunit E2
Exons: 1
Biological process (GO): proton transmembrane transport
Cellular component (GO): proton-transporting two-sector ATPase complex, catalytic domain
Molecular function (GO): proton-transporting ATPase activity, rotational mechanism
Source: RefSeq, a predicted model, not a curated record
GACGUGCAGAAGCGCAUUAAGCACAUGAUGGCUUUCAUUGAGCAGGAAGCCAUCGAGAAGGCAGAACAAAUAGAUAUCAAGGCUGAGGAAGAAUUCAACAUCGAGAAAGGACGCCUUGUGCAAACCCAACGACUGAAGAUUAUGGAGUAUUAUGAGAAAAAGGAAAAGCAGAUAGAGCAGCAGAAGAAAAUCCAGAUGUCCAUCAUGAGGAGUCAAGCAAGGCUGAAUUUCCUGAAAGCCCAAAAUGACCUCGUCUCAGAGUUGCUAAGUGAAGCAAAGCUGAGACUCAUCAGGAUUGUGGCAAACCAAGAAUUCUACCAGAAGAUGUUGUAUAAACUGGUGCUACAAGGUCUGUUCCGACUGCUGGAGCCUGAGGUGAUUAUACGCUGCAGGCCACAGGACCACCAUUUGGUUGAGGAUGCAGUGAAAAAAGCCAUCACUCAAUACAAGACAGUCUCCCAAAAAAGUGUGAAUGUCCACCUUGAUCUAGAGGUGCACCUGCCUAUGAAUGCAGCGGGAGGUGUGGAGGUCUACAGUAGCACCCAGAAAAUAAAGGUUUCCAAUACUCUAGAGAGUCGACUGGAUCUCUUAGCCCAUCAAAAGAUGCCAGAAAUCCGAAAGGCCUUAUUUGGAGCCAAUCCCAACAGGAAGUUUUUAAUAUAAACCUCUGGGAAAUGAAGCUCAUGUUGAACUUCUGAGCCAUAAAAGCAUGUUA